AAAAAAUUGAUACAAUUUUAAAUGAAAUCGGAUGUGAUAAAUUCGCGGCAAUUGUAACAGAUAAUGCUAGUAAUGUAAAGCUUACCCGACAAAUGAUUCAUGAAAAAUAUCCAAGGAUCUUAAAUCUAAACUGUAUAGCACAUUGUAUUAAUCUCAUAUCAAAGGAUAUUCUUCAACAUACGUUUGCCUCACGUCUUAUGAGAGAAUGCAAUGAAAUUAUAAAAUUUUUUAAAAAAUCACAUCAGCCAAGUUCGUAUCUACAUCAAGCAAUAUGUGAAUUAAAGAUUGUUGGUGGUGGCUUAAAAAAAUUUGUGGAUACAAGAUGGACGUCCGCGUACGAAUGUACUUUAUCGGUUAGCCGACUUGAACGUGCAUUUAUUAAG
Molecule: messenger RNA, 383 nt
Organism: Racocetra persica
Lineage: Eukaryota; Fungi; Glomeromycota; Glomeromycetes; Diversisporales; Gigasporaceae
Source: the annotation of a GenBank genome assembly